GUUCUUGGUGGUAGUCAUAUUACCAUGUUUCUUGGUUGUGGGUUAGAUGACACUCAGAAGAGGGUAACGGAUGAAAAGGACCCCAUGGUUCACCUGGAGAGUGUUUACCAAGAGCUGCUGAGCAAGCAGAGGCAUGGAGACUGGGUUCUUGGUGGUAGUCAUAUUACCAUGUUUCUUGGUUGUGGGUUAGAUGACACUCAGAAGAGGGUAACGGAUGAAAAGGACCCCAUGGUUCACCUGGAGAGUGUUUACCAAGAGCUGCUGAGCAAGAAGUGCCCUGAAGAAGUCCAGCCCACCCAGAGUGACUCAUGCCCUUCCCUGGCCCCACGGGCACCUGUGGCUGAGGAGUCAUUGCUUCCACACCAGAAAGAGCAGGGAGAACAGACAAGAAGUCCCAGCCUUCCUUCAGCAAAGCCCCACCAGUCCCCUCCAACGCCUGUGAUUAUCAAAGAGCCUGUAGAGUUUGUCCCGGAAGAGGAGAUCUGCAAGAACCGUCUCUCGGAGGAAGAACUCCGGAAUAUACCCAGGUUCUCAUCCUACCAUCCCGGGGAGCCCAACAAGGUGCUGUAUUUGAAGAACCUGGGCCCUCGAGUGACGAUGAAGGACCUGGUGUCCUUGUUUGCUCGGUUCCAGAAGGAGGACAGCCCACCCAUCCAGUUCCGCCUCCUGAGCGGCCGGAUGCGGGGUCAGGCUUUCAUCACUUUCCCUGAUACGCAGUCGGCCCGGGACGCCAUGCAGUUGGUGAAUGGGUACAAUCUGCAGGGGAAGCCGCUGGUGAUCGCGUUUGGGAAAAGCAAGGGGCAUUCACCAGAGGCUGACCCUGCCAUCCCCUGCGCCUCUGCCAGAGAGAACCCCCCUGCCAAGUGA
Eurypyga helias (sunbittern) is the source of this 867-nucleotide messenger RNA. RefSeq names its product RNA-binding protein 41-like. The annotation marks the transcript as partial. Gene Ontology annotation, cellular component: U12-type spliceosomal complex. Gene Ontology annotation, biological process: mRNA splicing, via spliceosome. The transcript is spliced from 4 exons. The record is from RefSeq and is a predicted model, not a curated record. Gene Ontology annotation, molecular function: pre-mRNA intronic binding; U12 snRNA binding. Lineage: Eukaryota; Metazoa; Chordata; Aves; Eurypygiformes; Eurypygidae.